UAAUAUCGUAUUAUAAUAUAUUUUUGUGAUGGUAUUGUAUCGUGAUAUCAUAUUGCGAUAUUGUAGUCUAUUUGUGAUAUCGUAUCGUAAUAUCUUUUUGUGAUAAUAUCGUAUCCUGAUAUCGUAAUAUCUUUUCGUGAUAAUAUUGUAAUAUCUUUUUUUUUUGAUAGUACUGUAUUGUGAUAAUGUAUCGUGAUCUCUUUUUGUGAUAAUAUCGUAUUGUGAAAUCUUAAUAUAGUUUUGAGAUGAUAUCGUAUCUUAAUAUCUUUUCGUGAUCUUUUUGUGAUAAUACUGUAUCUUGAUAAUAUCGCAAUAUCUUUUUUGUGAUAAUAUUGUAUCUUGAUAAUUGUAUCGUAAUACCUUUUUUCGAUAAUAUCGAAACGUAAUAUCUUUUUGUGAUAUCGUAUCAUAUUGUAUCUUGACAAUAUUGUAUUGUGAUAUCGUAAUAUCUUUUUGUGAUAAUAUUGUAUCAUGAUAUCGUAAUAACGUUUUGGGAUAUCGUAUCGUGAAUAUAUUGUUUUGUGAUAAUAUUAUAAUAUCUUUUUUUGAUGGUAUUGUAUCGUGAUAUCGUAUCGUGAUAAUAUUGUAUCGUGAUAUUGUAUCGUCAUAAUAUAAUGUUCUUCAGCUUCUAUAGGUUCACAGGAUGUGCCAAAAGUCAUGGGACACACAUUAAUCCUUGUCUAUCACAGAUCCCCCUGUUUUAGAGAACUCGCUCUGUUAUUAGAGCAGCUGUUUAUAAUUAGAGUUUAUACGGUUUGAUCUGUAUAAAGAUAAAUAUGUGACGUGAAUCACUGAAGCCGUUUUAAAUUUUUAGCUAUAGUCAGCAAUAAGCCGAGACGGUGAGGCCGGAGAUCUGGACAUAAAAUCAGUGAUUUUUUUUUCAGUAUCUUGUUGUAAAUGGCUGGAAGAGUCCCGGCGGAACCGGAGCCAGAUCGGGUUUGGAGUCGAGACGACUUGGCCUGAGAAUCCUGGAGAAAAGGUCAUUUAAGGAAACAAACAAAACCAGACGGACCUUCGGAGAGAAACACAAACGAGGGCCGCUCUGAUUGGCCGCUUUCCGAGGCGGAGGGCUCUGGUUGGCUGGCGGUCAAUCAUUAAACACCCACACUGUCAAUAGUGGGACCCUCGUGGUGGGUAUAUAGGCGGCGGCGCUGCAGCUGGACGCAACAGACCCAUCAAGUUGAAAUUUCAUCAACUGCUGCUGUUUUUCUGCAAGCACCCUUUUUUUUAACGUCAAGAAAGCUGUAAAAUUACACAAGGGGACCAUGGUCAUGCUGAAGAUCUCUGCUUUCCUCGUUGCCUACGCUUUGAUCAUCUGUCAGAUGUACAGCUCAAACGCAGCUCCAUCCAGGCCAGCUCUGGAGCCGUCGCCGGAUGAAGCGGCGCUCAGUGAUUACGAGGCGAGACGGUUACUAAACGCCAUCAUUAAAGAGUUCGUGCAGAUGACUGCAGAAGACCUGGAGCAGCAGGAACCUGAAGAGAACAGUGUUACAGCACAGAAGCGAGCCUGUAACACGGCCACAUGCGUGACCCACCGCCUCGCCGACUUCCUGAGCCGCUCAGGAGGAAUCGGAAACAGCAAGUUCGUCCCGACCAACGUGGGUUCUCACGCGUUCGGCCGACGAAGGAGACUCAGUCAGGAGUAGAUGUGUAAUUGGACCUUAGCAAUAUGGUCACCCGUUUAUACAUCCAUAGCUCUGGUCAAGCGAGAAGAGAACCCAUACCCCCCCACCUGCAUCCAGAACCCUGGGAAUGGACCUUCCACCAAUCCACCCCCCCCGUCAGAAUGGACUCCUGUUUACUGCACUGAUCUGUAGAACCCAACCCAACCCUCAAAAACUCAAAAAACACUGUCAGCUCAUCCUCAGACACUGUCACAUUCAUCCCUGCUCAUCCCCGCUCAUCAAUGCUCUUUAAAAGGCAGAAAAAAAUAUUUAAAAUAAAAUAAGAACAAAAAAACAGAAAAAAAGAAAGAAAGUUUUAGAAAAGUUUUGCAUCCAUUUAAAAUGUGAUCAUACACUCAUCUUUCUGAUCUUUCUGCUCAUCUGAUAUAAAGAGAAAGUGGAGGGAGAGUGGACCCUUCAUUAUCAUUCCUUUAAUUCGUAAUUCUUUGUGGUUUUUGGGCGUUUUUGAGCGAGAGCACAUGGCGGUGGUGUACAGUACGCUUUUCUGUUUGGGCCCAUGUUUCCUCUCCUGUGUCUCCUCAGCACAUUAACGCAGUGAUGUGGGGGUGAACAUUAAAGCAGUGCCUGGUAAAAAGGCUUCCCUGACUAUGGACUAUGUGUCUUGUGCCUUGAUGUAAAACCACUUUACAUGAUGCUGUUGUACAGAAUGUCUGACGCAAACGAGGGAGGAACAAUCAAAUGACUUACAAAUUGUAACAAUUGUGAAUCUGAGCAAGAUUAAAAUGUAUUUUAGAUACAUA
Molecule: messenger RNA, 2425 nt
Organism: Astyanax mexicanus (Mexican tetra)
Lineage: Eukaryota; Metazoa; Chordata; Actinopteri; Characiformes; Acestrorhamphidae
Gene: calca
Product: calcitonin/calcitonin-related polypeptide, alpha
Exons: 6
Coding region: 1266-1646 (126 amino acids)
Cellular component (GO): extracellular region
Molecular function (GO): calcitonin receptor binding; hormone activity
Source: RefSeq, a predicted model, not a curated record